This is a messenger RNA of Fonsecaea multimorphosa CBS 102226, 1671 nucleotides long. RefSeq lists its product as uncharacterized. NCBI's taxonomy places the organism in Eukaryota, Fungi, Ascomycota, Eurotiomycetes, Chaetothyriales, Herpotrichiellaceae. The transcript is spliced from 2 exons. Bases 1 to 1671 code for a protein of 556 amino acids. The record is from RefSeq and is a predicted model, not a curated record. Gene Ontology annotation, molecular function: aspartate-tRNA ligase activity; RNA binding; ATP binding. Gene Ontology annotation, cellular component: cytoplasm; cytosol; aminoacyl-tRNA synthetase multienzyme complex. Gene Ontology annotation, biological process: aspartyl-tRNA aminoacylation.
AUGGAGAAUAAGGAAGCUGCCUUACCGACACAUGCGAAAGACAACCCUAACGUGUCUGCGGAGGGCGCACCCUCGAAGAAUGCAUUGAAGAAAGCGCAGAAGGACGCAGAAAAAGCCGCAAAGAAGGCUGCGGCAAAGGCAAAGGAGGCGGAACAGAAAGCCGCACAACAAGUGCAGGCGUCUGAAGACACAGCAAAGGACAAAUAUGGCACAUUACCGCAAGACGACCCCGAGAUCACGCACCUCAAGAAGCUGGGAGAGGAGCAUGUCGACAAAGAAGUUACCGUGAUCGUCCGAAUCCACAACUCCAGAAGUCAGAGUGCAAAAUUAGCAUUCCUCAUGUUGCGUCAGCAAGGUAAAACCAUCCAAGCUGUCGUUGCAGCGGCAGGGGAAGCUGUGUCCAGGCAGAUGGUGAAAUGGGCCGUGGGUGUCAACGUCAAUUCUUUCGUCCGCGUCUCAGGUAUAGUCAAGAAGCCCGACCCUCCCGUGGCGUCGGCCUCAAUCAGCAACCUCGAACUGCACGUCACAAAGAUCUACCUAAUCGCCUCCGCCGCCGAACAGAUCCCUAUGCAAGUGAAAGAUGCGGAACGACCACCGCCACCAUCAAUAACAGGAGAAGAAGAAGGGCCCGCAGUUGAUGCUGAGGGGGCUCCUAUCGUCACUUUGAAAACCCGUCUUGACAACCGGGUGAUCGAUCUACAAACAGAGUGCAACCAAGCCAUAUUCACCAUCUCCUCCGGCGUAGAAGGCUUAUUCGAAGAAUUCAUGCGCAAAUCCGGUUCCCGCAAGUUCAACACCCCCAAGCUUCUAGGCGCGGCAACGGAGGGCGGUUCUGGAGUUUUUGAGGUGAACAACUAUUUUGGCAAAAGCGGAUUUCUUGCCCAGUCUCCGCAGCUGCACAAGCAGAUGCUUAUUGCUGGAGACUGUGAGAGUGUCUUUGAGAUUGGUCCGGUCUUUCGAGCGGAGAACAGCAAUACUCAUCGACAUUUGACCGAGUUCACCGGUCUCGAUUUUGAGAUGGUCUUCAAUCACCACUACCACGAAGUGUUAGAUUUUGCCGAGAACCUCAUCGUCUUCAUUGUGCACGAGCUCCAAUCUCGCUUCAAGGACGAAAUUGCCGUCGUGCAAAAGUACUUCCCCCGCGCAGGAGAUUUCCGAAUCAAGGACGGCAAAGCUUUACGAUUGAAGUAUUUCGAGGGAAUCAAGAUAUUGAAAGAUGCCGGGGUGGACACCACCGAACAAGAUAACUACGUCACAGAUUUGACGACAGCCCAGGAGAAGAGACUGGGACAGUUGAUCAGGGAAAAGUACGACACAGAUUUCUACGUGCUGGACGAGUUCCCCAUGGUGGUCCGGCCGUUCUACACGAAACCGCACCCGACAGAUCCGAAAUUGUCCAAUUCCUAUGAUUUUUUCAUGCGGGGCGAAGAGAUCAUGUCCGGUGCCCAACGUAUCAAUGAUGCCACAGAGCUGGAAGCGUCGAUGAGGAGCAAAGGAGUCGACCCGAACGCAGAGGGGUUUCAGGACUACGUCAAUGCCUUCAGGCAGGGGUGUCGGCCUCAUGCGGGUGGCGGAUUGGGUCUGAACCGUAUCGUCAUGUUCUUCCUGGGCUUGGAUAACGUGAGGCAGGCGACACCCUUCCCUAGAGAUCCGCAGAGGUUGAGACCUUAG